Cinclus cinclus is the source of this 4096-nucleotide messenger RNA. It is a transcript of the gene ADGRA2, whose product is annotated as adhesion G protein-coupled receptor A2. Gene Ontology annotation, biological process: G protein-coupled receptor signaling pathway; central nervous system development; sprouting angiogenesis. Gene Ontology annotation, cellular component: plasma membrane; Wnt signalosome. Gene Ontology annotation, molecular function: G protein-coupled receptor activity; protein binding. Bases 1 to 3876 code for a protein of 1291 amino acids. NCBI's taxonomy places the organism in Eukaryota, Metazoa, Chordata, Aves, Passeriformes, Cinclidae. The transcript is spliced from 19 exons. The record is from RefSeq and is a predicted model, not a curated record.
AUGCGGCGGGCGGCGGCGCUGGUGCUGCUGGCGGCGGCGCUGAGCGGCCCCGGGGCCGGUGCCCGGAGCUGCCCCGCGCUCAGCCUGGGCUGCAAGUGCGCGGCCGAGCGGGCCAAGGCGGGCGGCGGCCCCGGCGCGCCCCGGCGGAGGGUGGUCUGCAGCGGCGGGGGGCUCCCCGCUCCGCCCGAGCCGCGCCUGCUGCCCGAGGGCACCGUCACGCUGCUGCUGAGCAACAACAAGAUCACGGUGCUGGAGAACGGCUCUUUCUUCGGGCUGCGGGCUCUGGAGAAGCUGGAUCUGAAGAACAACCUGAUCAGCACAGUCCAGCCAGGCGCCUUCCUCGGCCUCCCUGAGCUGAGGCGGCUGGACCUCUCCAACAACCGCAUCGGCUGCCUGAGUGCCAGCGUCUUCCAGGGGCUCCCCAACCUCCUCCGACUGAACAUGUCCGGAAACAUCUUCUCCAGCCUCCCGCCCGGUGUUUUUGACGAGCUCCCCUCCCUGAAAGUCGUGGACUUUGCCACCGAGUACCUGACGUGCGACUGCAACCUGCGCUGGGUGCUGCGCUGGGCCCGCGAGCGCCCGGCGCAGAUCUCGGAGCGGACGGCGUGCGCGUUCCCGCGGCAGCUGCGCGGCAUCGCCCUGCGAGGGGUGCGGGACGGGCAGCUCCGCUGCGCGGGAGCCCCGGAGCUGCACACCCACCACCUCAUCCCGUCGCUGCGCCAGGUGGUUUUCCAGGGAGACCGGCUGCCCUUCCAGUGCACGGCCACGUACCUGGACAACAGCACCCAGAUCCGGUGGUUCCACAACCGCGAACCCGUGCAGGAGGAUGAGCAGACGGGCGUCAUCGUGGAGGAGAGUCUCAUCCACGACUGCACCUUCAUCACCAGCGAGCUCAUCCUCUCCAACAUCCACGUCUCCGCCAACGGCGAGUGGGAAUGCGCCGUCUCCACCUCCCAGGGCAACGUCAGCAAGAAGGUGGAGAUCGUGGUGCUGGAGACCUCUGCAUCCUACUGCCCUGCCGAGAGGGUCACCAACAACCGUGGGGACUUCAGGUGGCCCCGCACCCUGGCAGGGAUCACGGCCUACCAGCCCUGCCUGCAGCACCCGUUCGCCGCGGGCCCGGCGGGCGUGGGCUCGGCGGGCGAGAAGCAGGCGUGGCGGCGCUGCGACCGCACCGGGCGCUGGGAGGACGGCGACUACUCCCACUGCCUCUACACCAACGACAUCACCCGCGUGCUCUACACCUUCGUGCUGAUGCCCAUCAAUGCCUCCAAUGCCCUGACCCUGGCUCACCAGCUCCGCGUCUACACGGCCGAGGCAGCCAACUUCUCGGACAUGGUUGAUGUCCUCUAUGUGGCCCAGAUGAUAGAGAAGUUUAUUGGCUACGUGGACCAGAUCAAGCAGCUGACAGAUGUGAUCGUGGAGAUGGCCAGCAACAUCAUGCUGGUGGAUGACCACAUCCUGUGGAUGUCCCAGAAGGAGGAGAAGGCCUGCAGCAGCAUCGUGCGCUCCCUGGAGAGGAUCGCUGCCCACACGCUGGGCAGCAACUCCCAGCACGUGGCAGUGAACUCUCGCAACAUCGCCUUCGAGGCGUACGUGGUGAAGCCCGAGAGCUACGUGGGGCUGAGCUGCGUGGCGUUCCAGCGGUGGGACGGGACCCCCCCAGGACGUUCCCCCACGGCCGAGGGGGGGACCGAGCCCACUCCCGACCAGCAGCUCAGGCUGCGCUGCACCACGGGGCGGCCCGACAUCUCCCUGACCAGCUUCCACAUCAAGAACAGCAUCGCCCUGGCCGCCAUCCAGCUGCCCCCCAGCCUGUUCUCCAGCCCUGCCCCAGCCACGCCGGGGGCUGACUGCAAGCUCCAGCUGCUGGUAUUCAGAAACGGGAAACUCUUCUGCAGCACCGGGAACUCCUCCCGCCUGGCCGACGAUGGCAAGCGCCGCAGCGUGGCCACCCCAGUCAUCUACGCCGGGACCUAUGGCUGCGGAGUGGGGAACCUGUCAGAGCCGGUGGCCGUGUCCCUGCGACACCCCGGGGAGGGCACAGACCCCGUGGCUGCGUACUGGAACUUUGAGGUGCUGGGGGGCAUGGGGGGCUGGAGUGCCGAGGGAUGCCAGCUGGCUGCCCGUGAGCCCAAUGUCACCUCCCUGCACUGCCGGCACCUCAGCAACGUGGCCGUGCUCAUGGAGCUCAGUGGGUUUCCCAGCGAGGCUCAAGGCGCUGUGAAGGUGCUGCACCCGGCCAUGUACACGUGCACGGCCGUGCUGCUGCUCUGCCUCUUCACCACCAUCAUCACCUACAUCGUCCACCACGGCACCAUCCUCAUCCCGCGGAAGGGCUGGCACAUGCUGCUUAACCUCUGCUUCCACAUCGCCAUGACGGCCGCCGUCUUCGCGGGAGGCAUCACCCUCACCGGCUACCGGGCCGUGUGCCAGGCCGUCGGCAUCAUCUUGCACUACUCGUCCCUCUCCACGCUGCUCUGGAUGGCGGUGAAAGCCCGAGUGCUCUACAAGGAGGUGACCUGGAAGGCGCCACAGCAGCCGGACAGGGACACGUCCCAGGCAGCCCCCAGACCCAUGCUGCGGUUCUACCUGAUCGCCGGCGGGAUCCCCCUCAUCAUCUGUGGGAUCACGGCAGCUGUCAACAUCCAAAACUAUCACGACAACAACCCCUACUGCUGGCUGGUGUGGCGGCCCAGCCUGGGCGCUUUCUACGUCCCCGUGGCUUUCAUCCUGCUCGUCACCUGGAUUUAUUUCCUCUGUGCCGGACUCAGCCUCCAGUGCCGACCCUCGCACCAGAAAGCCAUCCCGGAGCCUCUGGAGCCACCGCCACGGCUGGGGGGGACCAGUGACCUCCUGACAGACUCUGGCUCCAUCUCGGUGACGCUGAACUCGGGGCCGCCCUGCCCGGAGGGGGACGGUGUCUACUCUCUGCGGGUGCAGUUCUGGGCGCUGGUGGCCACCCACGCCAUGUACGUGGCCCUGUGGACGUUCGGGGCCAUGGCCGUGUCCCAGCGCUGGUACCUGAACAUCGUUUUCAGCUGCCUCUACGGCGUCACCGCCGUGGCGCUGGGGCUCUUCAUCUUCAUCCAUCACUGCCUCCGGCGCCGGGACGUGCUCAGCUCCUGGUUCUCGUGCUGCCCGUCGUACCGGAACGCGCUGCCCAUGCAGGCCUACGUGCACCCCGGGCUGGGGCCAGAGGACGGCUCGCAGGUUUUCAUCGGCUGCGAGCCAGAGGCCGCUCGCUCCGGCGCCUCCUCCUCCUCCUCGCCCAGCAGCGCCGGCUCUGCCGGGGGCCGCUGCAAGCUCACCAACCUGCAGGUAGCCCAAAGCCAGGUGGAAACUCGCCCGGCGCCCUGUCCGGAGCCGGACGCUGCCGACGGGAAGCCGGUCAGGCACACCAGCAACCUGCACGGCCGCAGGAGCCAUCGGGGCAGAACUAAGCCGUGCCGGGACGGGAAGCACCACCGCUUGAAAAUGCUGCGGGGCCCCUCGGAGCAGCCGUCCAGCGAGAGCGGGAGCCUCCACAACAGCCACUCCGAGAGCUACCCCAGCGGCAGGACCAGCCCGGCCAGCGGCGGCCGCGCGGGGCCGCGGCCGGCUCAGGAUGGGGACGCGGUCCCCAGCCCCUCGGAGGGCAGCGACGGCGGGCGGAGAGUGCCCGAGCUGGCCGAGGCUCGCCGGAGGAGCGGCAGCCGGGACAACCUGCGGCCGGGCGGCGGCGCCGAGAGGGAGGCGAAGCGCCGCUCCUGCCCCCUCAACGUGGGCAGCCACAACGGCGGCCUCAAGGGCAGCAAGUACGACAUCAACCUGGCCAGCGCCGACAGCGUGGCCGGCAUGAAGACCGGCCUCUGGAAGAGCGAAACCACCGUGUGAAGGUGGGGAAGGACCGAGGGCCGCAGCGUUUUCCUGCGGGAGCCGCGGCCGGAGCUGCUCGAUCACCACGUGCACUAGCCGGGAUGGGCGGCACAGCCGGGGGCUCCGGCUCCCCCGGGCACAGCACGAUCCCGGGCCCACCCAUCUCCCCGAGGAGGCUCCGAGCUUCCUGCCGCGGUGCCGGCGGCUCCAGGCAAUCCUUGCCCGCCAGCAGCUGGAA